AUGAGGUUUACUGUAGACAGCAGCAAACUUCUCCGAUAUCUUCGAGCUGCUCGAAGCCCACGCCAACAGACGGCAGCCAUACUGCAGCGCCUUUGUAACUUUGUCGCGACCCUCUGCAGCAGCAGCAGCAGCAGCAGCAGCAGCAGCAACACACAGGGGACAAGCGUGAAGGCAACCACCGGCGUAUGCAGCAACAACAGAGUCACAAAAACAGCAGCAGCAGCAACAGCAACAACAACUGCAACAACAGGAGAUAGCAGCAGCAGCAACAACAGCAUCGGCAACAGCGACAGCAACAAGCGCUACAGCAGCAGCAGGAGCAGCAGCAACAGCAGAAGCAGCAGCAGCAGCACCUGUCUUGUUGAGGAAGGUGACGAGUCUGUCUACAUCUGCGCUGAAGACGUUGGGCCCGUGACCUUGGCUGCUGCUGCUGCUGCUGCUGCAGCUGCUGCUCCUACGGGUGCCCUUCGAGGUGCUGCUUGUACUGCUCUCUCCUUUCUCUAUACUACUACUGCUGCUGCUGCUGCAGCAACAGCAACAAUGGGCCGCUCCCCCUCUCCUGUAGCCAGGAGGCGCUCACGCAGCCCUGCUGCUGCAGAUCGUAAGAGGCGACACCGGCGCAGCCGCAGCCGCAGCAGCAGCAGCAGCAGCAGGCGCAGCAGCAGCAGGAAGCACCACCGCCGCAGCAGCAGCGGAAGCGCGCGACACCGCGUUAAGGAUCGUGGGGGAUCUCGGGGGCGCAGCAGCGCAGCAAUAGCAGCAGCAACAGGCAGCAGCAGCAGCAGACAGAAUCGGCGCCGCAGCCGCAGCAGCAGCCCUCGCAGACGCAGCAGACGAGAUGUAAGUCGCAGCAGCAGCAGCAGCAGAUUCAGACGUCCUUUGCGUCGCUCUCCUUCAGUGCAGCGUCCUUCUGCUGCUGGAGGGAGAGGGUUUGGUGCUGCAGCAUCUAGGGGCACAUAUGGUAUGGGCAGCAGCAGCAGCAGCAGCAGCAGCUUCCGAGCGACGAAUGGAUCUGCUGCUGCUGCUGCUACUCCCCCUGUCUCUUAUGGAUACGGUGCACGAAGAGGGCCUCCUAAUCUGCUGCCGCCGCUGCCAGCAACAGCAGGCUCAGGGUUAGGCAUUCGUAGUGUGGGGCCGAGCAGCAGCAGCAGCCCUUGGGGUUUCGGCAGCAGCAGCAGCAGCAGCAGCAGCAGCGCGGGAUGGUUCAGCAACGUGCCUAUACACCCCAAUGACCCUCGUGCUGCUAAUAGAACCAACUGGAGAGGCGGGUCUCCGCCCCCAGAGUUUUUCGCUGCAAGAUUAAAGUUAAGAGGAGACAUGCAGAAGGCUCAGGAAGAUAGAAUGUUAAGAAGAGCUCAGAAAAAGGCGGCUCGGCGGCAGCAGCUACGUGCAGUAAACCGCGAGAAGGAGCCGCCCUUCUUGCUGCGCGUUUUUUGUCGUUUAGACUCGCAGCAUUCAGUAGAAGAGUUUAGGGUGUACGCGUGGAUGGACACACGCCUGCGCGAAAUUUGUUAUUUAAUUAAAGACGUCUGUGCAGAAGCGAGAGAUAGAAAAGCGCUGUGGCAGUUUAGGCUCUGCUACCCCGAUAAAGAAGGGCAAAAUGUAUUUGCUGACGUCGGUUUGCUGCACUCUAUCAUACCCGAUCCCAAGGAAGACUCUCGUACCCUCGCGGACGUGAAGUUUCAAGUAGGCGACUUCUUAGUGUUAUCGAUUUUAAGGAAGCAGAGCAGCAGCAGCAGCAGCAGAAAGCUUGCCCCACACCCUGACCCUAAGCUGAAGAUGCAAGAGGGGUGGGUAUACACCCCAAGGCCUUCUGUGCUGCAUCAAGCGCUGCCUUAUGCUCCUCCUGCUGCUGCUGCUGCUGCUGCUGCACCUGCGGCGGCGGGGGCAGCGCCUCCUGCUGCUCCUGCUCCUGCUGUGGAAGCAAAAGGAAGCAGCAGCAGUGCUGCAGCUGAAGACGCAGCAAACCAAGACACAGAUAUGGUUGUGGAUAAGGAACCUGCUGCAGAUGCUGCUGCUGCUCCUAAACCAGCAGCAGCAGCAGCAGAUGAAGACACAAGCAAGCAGGCUGCUGCACAGCCAACGGAGGAUGCAGCAGCAACACCAACAGCAGCAACAACGACGAAUCAGCAGCAGCAAAAGGAGAAGCAGCAGCUGGAAGGUCGUUCAGAGGAGCAGCAGCAAGAAGAAGAACAGCAGCAGCAGCAGCAGCAAGAUGAGCAGCAGCAGCAGCAACAGCAACAAGAGGGAGAAAACCUGGUUAAGUCGCCAAGCGAGGAGCAGGAACCCGCAGAAGAAGAAGCGGCUGUCGAGGCUCCUCAGAAGAGCAGCAGCAAGAAGAGUAAACCAGUCGUUGCAGAGAGCAGCAGCAGCAGCAGCAGCAGCAGCAGCAAGAAGGGAAAAGCAGCUGCGUCGGAAAGCAGCAGCAGCAGCAGCAGCAGCAGCAGCAGCAAGAAGGGGGAGGAGGCUUCUAAGGCAGAGGAACCUUCUACGAAGCGGCGCUCAGCUCGCCUCGCCAAAGAUAAAAAGUAA
Messenger RNA from Eimeria acervulina, 2532 nucleotides. RefSeq names its product GA19319, related. The record is from RefSeq and is a predicted model, not a curated record. Gene Ontology annotation, biological process: negative regulation of DNA-templated transcription. The transcript is spliced from 8 exons. Gene Ontology annotation, molecular function: transcription corepressor activity; transcription factor binding. NCBI's taxonomy places the organism in Eukaryota, Apicomplexa, Conoidasida, Eucoccidiorida, Eimeriidae. The coding region runs from base 1 to 2532 and encodes 843 amino acids. Gene Ontology annotation, cellular component: nucleus.